GAGGACAAAAGCAUGCGGCUGGGUUUUCUCCUCAUCGCCGCCGGUUUGCUUUCCCUCCUGGGCUUGGGUUGUUGCUGGUUACGCCCGGCUUUACAAGAACGGGGAGGCGGCGGCUCCGCGAAUUGCACGGUGCUGGCGGUGCGGCAGCUGGGGGAACGCUUCGCCUGUACCUUCUCCUGCGGGGCCGCCUGUCGCGGUACCGCCCGCUACCCCUGUCUCCAGGUCCUGGUCCGCACCUCCCGCUCCUCCCUCCCUGCCCUUCUCCAUGAGGACGAGCGGCAGCUCCGUACUAACCCCAAGUGUUCAUACAUCCCUCCCUGCGCAAGAGACGAUCAAGAGAACUCUGAGAACGUCACGUACAAGCAGAAAUACUGGAAAGAGAAAGUGGGUUCACAACCAUUUACAUGCUAUUUUAACCAGCACUUGAGGCCAGAUGAUGUGAUGCUGAAGCGCACCCAUGAUGAGACUGUCCUAUUGCACUGCUUCCUCUGGCCUCUGGUUACAUUUGUGGUCGGAGUCCUCAUUGUGGUCCUGACCAUCUGUGCCAAGAGCUUGGCUGUCAGGGCAGAGGCAAUAAAAAAGAAGAAGCAUUUGUAA
Messenger RNA from Leptosomus discolor (cuckoo roller), 597 nucleotides. RefSeq names its product potassium calcium-activated channel subfamily M regulatory beta subunit 4 (gene KCNMB4). Lineage: Eukaryota; Metazoa; Chordata; Aves; Leptosomiformes; Leptosomidae. The record is from RefSeq and is a predicted model, not a curated record. Gene Ontology annotation, cellular component: membrane; voltage-gated potassium channel complex. Gene Ontology annotation, molecular function: calcium-activated potassium channel activity; potassium channel regulator activity. Gene Ontology annotation, biological process: detection of calcium ion; potassium ion transport.